Messenger RNA from Acanthosepion pharaonis, 627 nucleotides. The record is from the annotation of a GenBank genome assembly. NCBI's taxonomy places the organism in Eukaryota, Metazoa, Mollusca, Cephalopoda, Sepiida, Sepiidae.
AUGCUUAUAUUAAAUACCUUCUUCCCAUAUUUGCGCAAUAUGAUUUUCUUUCUCACAUUAUCACUGUGUUCGUCGGCCAAGACAACACAACCCCGACUUAGACCAAAUCAAACAGAAAAUCUAUUAGUAAGAACUGGGCCCAAGACUUUAAUUUGUCCAAUCUCGUUUUCAUAUCAUUUCUCUCUCUCUCUCUCUCUCUCUCUCUCUCUCUCUCUCUCUCUCUCUCUCUCUCUGACUGCACAUGCAUUCUCUCAACUUAUUCAAAUUUUCUAUUCUUUACUUUCUUUAUCUUUCUUCACUCCAUCAUUCUUCUCUCUUUCUAUACGUCUCUCUUUUUUAUACGUCGCUCGUUCAAUAAAUCGUCUUUUACGUUUAACUUUUUGCUCUAAUUUCUACAUUCCUUUUCAUUCUUCUUCCUCUUUUCCUCCUCCUCCUGCCCUUCCACCACCAUUACCACCUUCUUCUUCUUCUUCUUCUUCUUCUUCUUCUUCUUCUUCUUCUUCUUCUUCUUCUUCUUCUUCGUCACAUUCCUAUUCCACGUUUUCUCUUUUCUUUGGCUCUUUUUUUAUUUUCUUUUGUCCGGAAAACUUUUUCCCCUCCAAUCAAUUUGUGUGGAUUUCGCUUUAA